AUACGGACAAGGUAUCUCCCGAGCCGGCAAAACGCGUGCCGUCGCCAAAUUGCGUCUGAAGUCGACAGACCUCGAGACUGGAUAUUCUUGCGUUUCAGGGAUGCGAGAAGGGCGGGGGAAGCCCGUUCUAAAACCGAGCACCCGCGUCCCCGCCGCCGCAGAACGAUGAGAGAGUGCGGCCGCGUCCAACCCCAGCUGCAGCUCCUCCUGGCCACCCUGAUGUUGACAUCGGCGGCCGGCGCAGGGGCUUCCCUCGAGAGACUGCUGGACGUUCUUCAAGGAGUUCCAGGGGCGGCUCCCUUGCAGCGGUUGCCUCGGCAUACGCCCCCAAGAUACAUGCUCGAUUUAUAUAGGUCGGUGGCUGCUCCAGACGGACUUACGGUGUCUCCAACCCCACACAGUGCUAAUGUUAUCCGAUGUUACUCAGACAGAGAAUCCAGACAUCGAUCUCACUUUUUCUUCAAUGUCUCGUCGGAAAAAACGGAUAAAUUACUAGAAGCUGAAUUUCACAUUUUCAAGAUGAAACCUAAAGCAAAAGACCAGAGAAAAGCAAAGAUGUUAAAGUCACAGUUACUAGAAGUAAAGAUUUUUCAAAUGUUACCACCGGCGAAAUCGAAAAGAAAAAGAAGAAAAAGAUUGCUAGAGACGAGGCGCUUAAGCGUCCACUCCACAGGAUGGGAAAUUUUCUCUGUCAAAGUGGCUGCCGCUGAUUGGAUAAAAGACAGCGAAAGCAAUCUAGGCUUAGCCUUGAGCGUCAGAGGCUUAGAAAAUGAGCCUAUCCCUAAAGGUUUGGUGAGGUUUGCGAAAGGAAAUCGUACUGACAAGCAACCUCUCCUGGUAAUAUUCAUCGAUGACAGCAGACAAAAAUCUGGAAGUUUCUUGUCUGCACCAGAAGGUUAUAACAAGUACCAAGUACCUGUCAAAUCGGCUCCAGCUGCGGAGUCGCCAAGAAUAAAACGUGGUGGAGGAAUAUCUAAUGUUCCACAACGUACCAAAAAUGAAUCAUGCGCACGUUACCAACUAUACAUCGACUUCGAGCGUAUGGGUUGGGCUGCGUGGAUCAUCAGCCCCAAAGGUUAUAAUGCAUAUCAGUGCAAAGGACAUUGUCAUUUCCCAUUGGGGCAAAACCAACGCCCUACUAAUCAUGCCACAAUGCAGAGCAUCGCAAGCGAACUGUCUCUGGCACCGAAUGUGCUGCAGCCAUGUUGUGUGCCAGAUAAACUACUGUCAAUUUCGUUACUUUAUUUUGACGAACACGGCAAUGUGAUUUUGAAGCAGUAUGAUGACAUGGUAGCAGCAAGUUGUGGUUGCCACUGAUAUCAUCCAAUUACCCUGUAUUCAUACUGCCUUUUCUUAGCAUUCUGCCAAUUGCCUAAGAUACUUUUUAGCUGCCGAGCAGUUAUGAAUCAUUGGAAAAGAUUUAGAACUUUUAACAUAUCUGCAUUGCAAGCAGUAACUUCGUAAAGAUGUAAUGCAAACAGUAACUUCGCAUUUUGUGAAUAUGAUUUUAUCUGAAAAAAUGGAAGUUGACAAGAAACAGCCUAGAUUCACCAUUCGGAUAAAAGCAGUCUUUUACUUUAAUAUUUUAUUUUGAUUGUUUUAUUCUUUUGUUAUUUUGUUGUCAAACAAUACCAUAAAUAAAAAUAUGCUAAACUGUGA
Messenger RNA from Stegodyphus dumicola, 1659 nucleotides. RefSeq names its product bone morphogenetic protein 2-A-like. Gene Ontology annotation, molecular function: cytokine activity; growth factor activity. Gene Ontology annotation, cellular component: extracellular region. NCBI's taxonomy places the organism in Eukaryota, Metazoa, Arthropoda, Arachnida, Araneae, Eresidae. The record is from RefSeq and is a predicted model, not a curated record.